AUCUCUAAAACUCUUGUUUGACCUUUUUGAGAAAGAAAUGGACAAUGGAAGACUGUCCCCUUUGUCCAAUAGAUUGGCGGAGCCGACAAUCGUUGCCCAAUAAUACACGUCCGCCACACACUCCGUCGUUCCUUUCAACCCUAGAAUUUGCAAUUGGAGAGGUAUGGAUUUACAAGUUGCUGUUGAGGACAUAAUCCCAUGGGAUGGGACUCUCUCUGUAAGUGACUUUUCCCUUUCUGCUCGUACAUUUUCCGAGAAGUGGAAAAGGUUCAAUCCUUCCUUUCCUCCAUGGCUUUGGAUCCCAUGUCCCAAACACCAUUUGGCUUCUUCACAUAAGGAGGAAGGAUACUUGUCACUGGAGAACAUGUGCCAUAUCCAAUCAAGUGAGAAGGAAGAGAUUAAUAGUAGCUUGACAUGGAAAGAAGAGAGCAACAUCUCACACAGAGAAGAGCCCUUUGAUUAUGCAACUUUAGUAUGCCCAGAGCAUGAAGUAAACCACUAUGAUUUUCACAUUGUCUACAGUCCUUCAUAUAGAGUUCCAGUCUUAUAUUUCCGUUCAUACCAUAGUGAUGGGCAACUUUUGCCGUUUAAUGAAAUUGAAAAGGACCUUCCUGGUCACUCUGCGAAAUUACGAUCAGAAUCCAAAUGGACAUUUAUAACUCACGACGAACAUCCAUAUUUGAACAGGCCGUGGUACAAAUUACAUCCAUGUGGGACGAGUGACUGGAUGAAGCUCCUCUUCUAUGGUGAUUCAUCUUUGAACAAAACUGGUUCUGUUAUUGAACAAUAUUUGGUUUCCUGGUUCUCUGUCAUUGGACAAGUGGUUGGUCUGAAACUUCCUUUGGAAAUGCUGGACACUGUAGCUUCUAAUGAUUCUUAGAUGCUUAUUCAUACUUACCCAAUAGUAAAAUGGAGGAAAAGAAGAAAAAGAGAAAGUCUCUGCACAUCACUAAGUGUUAACUAUUACUUCUACGGUUGUCGUUUGUAAAUAGCAAUGUUGUUCAAGCAUUUAAUAAAUGGUAAAAUACACACUUCUACAUGCUUUUACUGGCAAAUGAGGCAUGCAGUUGGAUCUUAUUUUGCAAUGAGCACUUAACUGUUA
Molecule: messenger RNA, 1102 nt
Organism: Cajanus cajan (pigeon pea)
Lineage: Eukaryota; Viridiplantae; Streptophyta; Magnoliopsida; Fabales; Fabaceae
Gene: ATG10
Product: autophagocytosis-associated family protein
Biological process (GO): protein lipidation; autophagosome assembly; protein modification by small protein conjugation
Cellular component (GO): cytosol
Molecular function (GO): Atg12 conjugating enzyme activity
Source: RefSeq, a predicted model, not a curated record